AUGUCUUCAAUAAAUCUAGUUAAUAAUUCGAUAUUGGCGACGACUAGGCGGGAAAAUAAUAGAUCAGACAAUUGCAUACUAUCUAAUGAAGAUUUUUUGGAUACGCCAUCUAUAACUCAAUGCAAACCAUCAUUUCCAAGAAGAGACAAUAUAUUGCAAAAACAGACAUCGUUCAUUCAAAAUUCAAGGAAUGACAACUGGAAAUCAUUGAAACAUCAACCCUCGAAACUUGACCUCAUAGACGAUACAAAAUUGACAUCACUUCCGUUACCACCCCCACCUAGAAUACGGAGUUCAGGGGCAUCACAUCCAGGCAAUGAUGUUGAGCAUAGCAUUAAAUUUUUGGAGUCAGUUUCAACGUAUAAUAUAGAUGAUGAAUACGAUGAAGGAAUUGAAGAAAGCGAAGACCCAAUAGUUUUAGUAGAGGAUUACAUGACUAGUGAAACCAAUGUCAAUACGGAUGAACAAAAGCACAUUAAUAAGAAGGACUCAUUGGCUGUAUUUAAAGAUCGCAUAUAUCAAAAGGAAGACAGCUCCAGUUUGCCUACAACCUCUGCAACUUCAACUAUAAUCAGCAAACUCGGUAACUCCAAAUCUCCUUUCGAAAGGAGAUGCACAUCUAAUGAACGCGUAUCGAAGACUAAAAUUACAAGAAAAGAACAAAAUCUUGAAGAGAUUUUUGGCAAAAUACCUGGGAGUGAUUCCUUAAAGUAUUGUGAUUUGUGCGAAAAACCACUAUAUGAAAUCAGUUCUUUGAUAGAUAAUAACAUUGAUUCUACUUUGGAAUACCCCACAAACGAAAAGUCCUUGAGCAAAGAAAAUGCCCGUUUAUAUAGUGAAUUUGUUUGCUGGGAAUGUGUUGAGACAUACGAAGAAUUUUUUAAUGAAUUAUGUGCAAACAAAUCGUAUCGUUGUACCAGCCAUGAGUCUAACGAAACUUUUGACAAGCAUAACACAGCAGGUUCCAUAAGACUAUUUGAAAUAUUUCAAGACAUCAACCAGAAAUAUAAUAUCCAAAAUUCCAGUGGACACAGCGAAGAUAAUUUUUCAUCUAAUUUAAUACAAAAGUUGUAUAAAUUGAAUAGCAGUGCAGAUUCAAUACCCGUGAGGAUCUAUAGUGGGUCCGACACAUUUGAUUGGGUAAAAUAUUUACAAUACCAAUUACGAUGGAGAUGGCGAAUAGCUGGCCUAAUUCCAAAUGCCUUUAAAUCUGACCCAGAUCAAAGUUAA
This is a messenger RNA of Debaryomyces tyrocola, 1230 nucleotides long. Lineage: Eukaryota; Fungi; Ascomycota; Pichiomycetes; Serinales; Debaryomycetaceae. The record is from the annotation of a GenBank genome assembly.